Pomacea canaliculata is the source of this 5039-nucleotide messenger RNA. RefSeq names its product copine-3-like. Gene Ontology annotation, molecular function: calcium-dependent phospholipid binding. Gene Ontology annotation, biological process: cellular response to calcium ion. Gene Ontology annotation, cellular component: plasma membrane. The record is from RefSeq and is a predicted model, not a curated record. NCBI's taxonomy places the organism in Eukaryota, Metazoa, Mollusca, Gastropoda, Architaenioglossa, Ampullariidae.
UUGGUAAUUCUUCAUAAUGACCUCAUCCUAUCAUGGACCGACUGUGCAGCACAGCCAACAGGAGAAUGUAUCUCAAAAGUAGAGCUGCGACUUGAAUGCCGAAAUCUUCUCAACAAAGAUGUCAUGUCAAAAUCUGACCCCUGUGCAGUUUUGUACAUGGCUCGGCGAAAUGGACAGCUUGAGGAAUUUGGUCGAACAGAAAAUGUGAAGAACUCCCUGGAUCCCAAGUUUGCCAAGUUCUUCACAGUGCCUUAUUACUUUGAAGAAGUUCAGAAAGUGAAAAUAGCUGUUGACCUUGAUAACACAACUCCAUCUCUUUCGGAUGAUGAUUUUCUUGGACAGAUCGAAUGUACUCUGGGUGAGUUGGUGUCCAAUAGUCCUUACACAAAACCUCUGGUGCAGAAAAAUGGGGCCAAAGCAGGCAAUGGCAUCAUUAUUGUGCGUACAGAAGAAGUAAAAGAAGGUGGUGAGAAUGUUAACAUUUUUUUCAAAGCCCAGAAACUUGAGAAUAAGGACUUCCUGGGCAAGUCAGAUCCAUAUCUUGAGAUUCUCCGACCAGCCAAAGAUGGGAGCUGGCAGAUUGUAUACCGAUCAGAGGUUGUAAAGAAUAAUCUGAAUCCUAGUUGGCGUCCAGUCAGCCUGUCAGUCAAUUCUCUCUGUGGUGGCGACUAUAAGCAGACCAUCAAGCUGGAUAUUUAUGACUGGGACAACGAUGGUUCUCAUGACCUUAUUGGAGGCUGCACAACUACUCUUGAAGAGUUGACCAAAGCAGCAUCAAAAGAGGUGACAUGGUCUGUGAUCAACCCCACAAAGCAAGCCAAGAAAAAAAGCUACAAAAACUCUGGAAUGCUUUCAGUUACUUCUUGCAAGAUUGUGAAAGAACACACCUUUCUGGAAUAUAUCUUUGGUGGCAUGCAGAUCAACUUUACAGUAGGAAUUGACUUUACUGCUUCUAAUGGGAACCCAAUGCAGCCAACCUCACUGCACUACAUCAACCCAUAUCAACCCAAUGAGUACAUGCAAGCAAUAAAAGCUGUUGGAGAAGUUUGUCAGGACUAUGACACUGACAAGAUGUUCCCUGCUCUUGGGUUUGGGGCCAGAAUUCCACCUUCAGCACAAGUAUAUCAUGAGUUUGCAAUUAACUUCAAUGCUCAAAACCCAUUUUGUGCAGGUAUUGAUGGCGUGCUUCAGGCAUACACUAAUUGCAUCCGUCAUGUGCAACUGUAUGGGCCAACCAAUGUUUCACCUAUAAUCAACCAUGUAGCAAGAUUUGCUGCAGCUGCCCAGCAGGAAGAGUCAGCAAAAGGAGCUCAUGCCUACUUCAUCCUUCUCCUGCUGACAGACGGUGUACUGAGUGAUAUGGGGGAAACAAAAACGUCUAUUGUGAAAGCCUCCCAUCUUCCUAUGUCUCUCAUAAUUGUUGGGGUGGGCAAUGCAGACUUUGCUGCCAUGAAUGAGCUUGAUGGUGAUAAUGGUGUGCUCAAGGCUCCAUCUGGUGAACCUGUUAAGCGUGAUAUCGUCCAAUUUGUUCCCUUCAGGGAAUUCAAGCAGUGUUCAUCUGUAGAACUGGCUCGACAUGUUCUGGCAGAGGUACCCAAGCAAGUUGUAGAAUACUACAAGAUGCGUGGGAUGAAGCCUAAUCCCAAGAGAGAAGCUCCUCCCAAUCCUAGUGGACAAGGCAUACCCGCAGGUGGAGGGGCCCCACCCCAAGCCAGUCCAAUGCCACCUCAGGGGGGAGCACCACAGUUUCAGGGUCCUUACCCACAUUCUCAGGGUGGAGCAACAGCUAGCCAGCCAGGGGUACCACCACCUCAAUGGCAGUCUGCACCAUCUGGUCAACCAGGGGCACCACCACCUCAGUGGCAGUCUGCACCAUCUGGUCAAUCAGGAGCACCACCACCUCAGUGGCAGUCUGCACCAUCUGGUCAACCAGGAGCACCACCACCUCAGUGGCAGUCUGCACCAUCUGGUCAACCAGGGGCGCCACCACCUCAGUGGCAGUCAGGACCAUCUGGUCAACCAGGGGCACCACCACCUCAGUGGCAGUCUGCACCAUCUGGUCAACCAGGUGCGCCACCACCUCAGUGGCAGUCAGGACCAUCUGGUCAACCAGGGGCACCACCACCUCAGUGGCAGUCUGCACCAUCUGGUCAACCAGGAGCACCACCACCUCAGUGGCAGUCUGCACCAUCUGGUCAACCAGGGGCACCACCACCUCAGUGGCAGUCAGGACCAUCUGGUCAAUCAGGAGCACCACCACCUCAGUGGCAGUCUGCACCAUCUGGUCAACCAGGGCACCACCACCCCAGUGGCAGCCAGCCCCACCAAAAGCUCCCUAGACAUAAGCAUCGGGAAACUAAAAUCAUUAAAUUACUCUUAUAGGAAAUCACCAGACUAGACAAUCCUUUUUGCUGAUUAAAUGAAUGCAUUGUUCAUUUUGCAUUAUUUAGAAAUGAGAUUUGCUGCUGGAAGUGGAGUAUUCUUUGCCUAUACUAUUCAGUGGUAUACUGUUUCAAUAUUGGAAAAAAUGAACAAGGACUAGAACUUAAGGGUAAAAAAAAAGCAGAUCAGAAAGACAAGGAAUGUAGAUGAAGAUUCAAGCAGCCAACAUUUUGCUAAUAAAAAUAUCAUCUUUUCUGCAGUUCUAGCUGAUGUGAAAUUGCUUCAUUUCAAGGGUAAAAGGUUUGAAAACCGUCCCCUCAUUGUCAUCGAUGCACUUCAUUCUAAAGAAUUAAGAAGCAGGUCAGCUAGUACAAGGCCUAUAGAGUAUUUUGACCAUAUGCAUGUAGGUCAGAACCAACAUGGCACCUAUCCUGCUUUGAUCUUCAAAAAGUAGGACUCCCACAAGUUUGUAUAUGGGUUUAGUAUUAAGUUCAUGGUCAUUGUAAUAACCCUAAAGAGAUUUUUCUGGGGAGCAUGUGUUUCAGUCACUACUUCUCUUAACAUCUGUUGGUGUUUAUUAUCGUUGCUAUUGUAUUAAUAAAUAUAAUUAAAUUAAUGGUCAGUGUUACAUUAAUGCUUGAAUAAAAGACUGAACUAUGACAUAGAUAUUAUAGAUACUAGCCUUGUGGUGCAAGGUGCAAACGAAACUUACAUUAAGGUGCAUGCUUACAGUUUAAACAUUCAACUCAUUCAGAACAUCAGGUAGUGUAUAUUGAAUGUUAAUGCUUGCCUUUGCAUGGGCAACCCAUCUUGAUUAAAUAAAAAUCUUGAUUGGUUUUGUUAAGAUUAAAAUAUUUUUUAUGAAAUAUUUAUUCAAUAAGAGAACAUACUAAGCGGCUUUCAUGUACAUUUAUCACAAUUACCAAUUAUUGAUUCCCAAAUGCUUGUUUUUUUCACUUUUAAAGUAUUUCUAUUUAAUUCCUAAUAAGUAACUUGUGUACAGUCUAUAGUUAAAUGAAAGUCAUGGGUAAUGUAAGUAGGCAGGGGUUUACAUAUAUUUUGCUCGUGAAGGAAAGAUUUUAUAUCUGCAGUUUUCUUUUGUUCUGGAGUCAGAAAAUCAUGUUUUUAGAAAUUAUAUAUAUAUGUGAUGGCUUGAUUAUAAUUAAUUUUGACACAAAUGGUAGUGUGGGGGAGCUUUUACUCUCUUUCUCCCAACAAAAAAAUUUACACUCAUUAAUGCACAUUAUAUGCUUGUACAAUUCUAGCCUUAACAAACUAUUUUUUGCUCAUGAAUACAUUCAUUACAGUGUGGUAACUUUAUAAAAUCAAUGAACAAAUCAUAUAUUUUAAGUUUUUUUUUUAUAGUUCUGUGGAUUAUUUAUUAGGGCUCUUUCUUCUGAUAAUGAUGUGAAAGAGUUUUCACAAUUUAUAUUCAUAAACAUUCAAAUGAUGACUGAUAUAUUUUAUACACUUUUUUCCAUUCUGUUUAUUAAAAAUGUAUUUUCUAUGGUAAAUAUCUUUAUUGUUUUGUCAUAUAUGUUCAGCAGUAAAUAUAUACACCAUCUCUGGCAUUUAAAAAUUAAAAGCUUUAGAUAUUUGUUGUGACAUUUAGAUUCUUUUUCCUGCUUUUAUAUCUCCACAUGUUUCUUCAAAAAUCGGCCAAUGUGAUUUUACUCAUAGCUUCAUACCAGAUGUGAUUGCUAGGCCCUAUUCAUUAUUAUUUCAGUGACAUUACAAUAUAAAAGAUUCAAAGGAUACAGUUAUAAGAAUUACAAGUAACACUCGCUGCUUUGUCAGUUAGCAUUAUCUGAUCACGCCUUUCUGUCAACAUUACUUACGUAAUUCUGCAUGUCCAUUUCAAGACCCAAGAACAGUAUACAUUUUGUUUAUUCAAGUGAAUGAAGUCUUUAAGCUUUGAUGUUAGUAUAAAGAGAAUUAAUUUAUUAAUUGGCCACUAAUAUCAGCAAAGCAUUUUGAUGUGGACAAAAAACAGCCUUGCUAAAGAUCAGGUUUGUUUAAUUUAUACUUUGUUGGAUUUUUAUAUAUAAAGGUUAAAUAAAAGUAAAUGGUAUCUUUAUGUUUACUUUUAUAUGCAUAUUUAUGAAUGUAUGAAUAUGUGCAUUAUUAAGAUUGUUAUGCUGUUGAAUUAUUUGUUAUUAAAUGUCAUUCUUUGUUACUCACUACUGCCUUAAUGUUCUCAGAAGCUGAGAAAACCAAAAUUUUUUUUUUAUCUAAACAUUUGGCCAUUUAUUUGGCUUUGCUUGAUUUUGAAAGUAUUAGGAAGCUGAGCUCAUAAUUUAUUGAUCUUUUCUUGCUACAGCAAACAUCGCUAAAUUUUGCUUAUAAGAAGAAUCAGAUUUAUGCAAAAUACCUCAGGAUUCAUUUUAACAUCUGACCAGUCUUUUUCUUUUAACCUACAAUUUUCUUCGAUCGCUUAUAUGUAAUGAUCUUUAUUGUAUCUUGAGGAUAAUUUUUAAUUUUAAUUGUACUGUAGUCUCUCUUGCAUUUGUGAUUUUAUAAACUUGGUAAUUUUUUAUUCUAUGUAUUUCCUGUUAUGAACUACGUAAGCAUAAUCAUUAAUGCAUUUUAGGUCAAUAGGCGUAUUUUUUUUUUAACAUCAUACCAGUUUUGAGAAAUAAACUUUUAAUAUGUCUCUC